Magallana angulata is the source of this 953-nucleotide messenger RNA. RefSeq lists its product as uncharacterized. The transcript is spliced from 4 exons. The record is from RefSeq and is a predicted model, not a curated record. The coding region runs from base 86 to 646 and encodes 186 amino acids. Lineage: Eukaryota; Metazoa; Mollusca; Bivalvia; Ostreida; Ostreidae.
GUUAAAUUCAUCAAAAUUUUCCAAUUCAGGAGUACCAAGAUGCAUUAGAAUAGAUGCUGGAACAGAAAAUGGUCACAUUGAAGACAUGCAGAAGGCUUUUCGUUGGAAUGAUGAUGAUGCUAUGGCUGGAGAUAAAAGUGUGAUCAUUGGAAGUUCCACAUCAAACCAGAGAAUAGAGCGAUGGUGGAGAUCACUUCGUCAAUUGGGUGUUGGAUAUUGGAUAGACUUUUUCAAAGAUUUAGAGAUGCAGGGAUAUUUCACAUGUGGAAACCCCAUGCAUAUAGAAUGUUUAAGAUUUUGCUUUAUGGCCAUAUUACAAAGGGAUUCGGAUCACAUCAGAAAAGAUUGGAAUACUCACAAUAUCAGACAUCAAUCAAAAAAUGUUGUAGAAUGUCCCUCAGGAAAGCCAGAUAUCAUGUUCUUCAAUCCAGAGCUUUAUGAUGCUGUUGAUUACAAGUUUCCAGUAGAAAUAGAUGACAUAGAAGCAAUGAAAAAUUUCUGUGAAUUACCCAACAAGUUUGGAUGUAGAGAGGAUACCCUAGCUCAUUUAAUGGACCUUAUGAGACAAGGAGGAAAAUCAAUACCUUGUGAAACAGAGGAAGCUGUUGAAUUGUUUUUAUGGAUUCUUCAGCAAUUACGUGCUUAAGUUGAAAACCACCAACUUAUUUAUGAUAUUACAUUGUAUAAAUUGUGUAUGCCAUGAUGAACAUUAACUUUUGCGGGUGACUAGUGACACAUAUUUUUUCAAUGUAUACCUGUAUGUACCCGGUAUCUGUGAUGUUCCUAAAUAUUUAAGAGAAAAGUAAACACUGGAUCAGAAAUGCAAGCAUUAGCACUGCACUGUGAUAAAAAUGACAAAUAACAGAAGACAAAAACUGAGUAUAUAAUUUUCACAUUUAUUUUGCAUAUAUAGUUCAUAAUGAAAAAAUUAAAAUCACCUGAAUUUAUCUGUU